GGCUAUAUCCCCUCUCUUACUCUUGUCGUCUUUUCUCUUCAUUGAAUCUUCUUUUCUCUCUUUCAGAGUUGCCCAUCCACUUCCAUUCAUUUUCUAUCAAGAAAUCAGAAGAAUAAAUAAGCUGAAAUGAUUCCAGAAAAGCUUGUUUACAUUGUCAUCCCUAGCAGCAGUCGUAAUGAGACAGACAAUCUGCAAGAUAAAAACAAGAAAAGUGCAGAACAAACAAGCAAAAACCCAUCUAGCUGAUCAACGAGCUGGGCCAGACAGAAUGGUAAACAAAAUUCUCAUAACGCUAAGAGCAUGACUUUUUGUGGUAAUAAUAUGACUAACAACGAGAGCAUGCUGUUUCUCUUUCAAAUGACUCGCGAUCAUUUGUUUGAAAGAAACCAUUGUGUUGUUGUCUUUGGUUGCAUCGCUAUCACAAAGGAUAGGACCUUCAACCGGCUGGAAAAAAGUAAACAAAACAAAACAACCGAACAUAACAAAGAACAACGUGCUCGUUUGCACUUUUUCAGAAAGAAACCAUAACGAGAGAUUAUAUAACACUCAUUCAGCAUUCUUCUCGUGGUUGCAACCACUUUGGUGCAACUGCAGGGGGCAAAGGUAUUGGGAAGAUAUUUUAAAGCUCCAUUUUAAACCUCAAAGUCAAACAAUAAUUACAAUAUUUGGUAAAUAUAUAAGAAAUUACCCGUAGAUCAGUUUUCGAAAACACCUGUUCGCGAUACAAGUUCUUUUAUUCGCCUUCUGUUUACAACCUCUCUUCUGCUUCAAAGUAGACUCACCCAUUGUUAUUUGUCCCGUGCAUCUAUCGUCUUAACUUCCCUACCUACCCCCCUUCCCACACCCCUUUCCACACCCACACCCAUUCCCACUCCCACAUUCACCCCCACCCUUAGGCCAUCUCUCACAUGUAUAAAAGCCCGGCGGUCCCAGCCAGUCUUUACACCGCUGAGGUCGUCGAGACGUUCUGAACGUCGAACCACUGGUAGGUCCUCAAGAUGGUGGGUUACCUGGGUCAAGCGCUGAUGGCUUUGCUUCUGCUGGCUUUAAGCAACGCUGCCCUAGUGAGGAAAAGUGUUGAUCAGUUGACGUCUGAAGAAAUUCUCAACCUUCAGAAGUCUCUUCGUGAAGUUAAUGACGACACUUCCAACCUCGGCUAUGCGGCAAUCGCUUCGUACCACGGCUAUCCGACACAGUGUAAAGAUGGCGACCGUGAUAUAGCUUGUUGUCUCCAUGGCAGUCCAGUGUUCCCACAGUGGCACAGGCUCUACGUGGUACAGAUGGAACAGGCGCUCAAAGCCAAAGGUCUGAGUAUCGGUGUUCCGUACUGGGACUGGACUCGACCCCUCAACCAUCUGCCCGAGCUAGUGAGCCAACAGGUCUUCAUCGACAGUGAGGGCGGGAAAGCCCGGGGAAACGUCUGGUACCAGGGAGACAUCAACAUAGACGGUCAAGUGGUUCACACGGCGAGAGCUGUGGACGACAGGCUCUUCCAGCAGGUGGCUCCUGGGGAAAAUACCCAGUUGUUCGAAAUGGUUCUGAACGCUCUCGAGUACGAGAACUACUGCCAGUUUGAGGUCCAGUUUGAGGUGGCUCACAACACCAUUCACUACCUGGUGGGAGGACGUCACAAGUACUCCAUGUCCCAUCUAGAGUACACUUCCUACGAUCCCAUCUUCUUCCUGCACCACUCCAAUGUGGACAGGAUCCUGGCCGUAAAACUUGCACUUCUUGGCCCCGGAGCACCCCAGAAAGGAGGAGUCGAAUUCUGUGAUCUGAAAAAUUCCAUGACUCCCAUGGCACCUUUUAGCUGGGACUCGAACCCCAUUGCUCUGACCCGCGACCACUCCUUGCCUCCUCAGACACUGGCGCAUUCCACCUUUGGCUACAGCUACGACGAUCUUUCCUUGAACGGAUAUUCCGUGGAGGAGAUCAGAGCACUUCUGAAGGAGAGACAAACGUACGACCGCGCUUUUGCCAACUUCCGUCUCUUCGGAAUUGGAAGUUCCGCUAACGUCAGAGUGGAGGUUUGUGUGCCCUCCAGUGACAAACUGACUGGUGAUUAUUGUGAAUUUGCCGGAGAUUUCUUCAUCUUGGGCGGUGCCAUCGAGAUGGCUUGGGCAUUCAUAUGGCCUUACUACUUCGAAAUCACUAAGACGGUGCAAAAUCUGGGUGUUGCUUUGGACGGUAACUACAAUGUCCAGGCGCGUAUCUUCAGCGUCAACGGCACAGAACUGCCCAGCAAUCUCAUCCCCAGCCCUUCUGUGUCCUUCAGGCCCGCAGUCGGCAAGACUGACCCUCCCAUGGCGCACGGCGAGUCAGAACACGGGCAUGAGGUCCACGACGGGGUGUCCAUCCGUAAAGACAUCGACACUCUGACCAGGGAAGAGGUCAACGACCUUAGACAGGCCCUAACGAAGUUCCAGAAUGACGCCAGCGUGGACGGCUACCAGGCCACAGCAGAGUUCCACGGAGACCCGGGCAAAUGUCCUUACCCCAACGCCAAGAACCGACUGGCCUGUUGUAUCCACGGCAUGCCCACCUUCCCUCACUGGCACAGGCUCUUUGUCGUACAGGUUGAAGAUGCACUUCGUCGUCGUGGCGCCCAGAUUGGUAUCCCGUACUGGGACUGGACCAAGCCUGGCACUCAGAUUCCUGCCCUGGCUGCUGAGGAGACUUACGUUGAUCCAGAGAACGGCGAGACUGUCAGGAACCCGUUCUUCGGCGCUGACGUAGCUUUCUUGAACAGCGGAGCAAAGACGUCCCGUGACGUGUCCGACAGUUUGAAUGACGUUCCCGAAUGGGGAGAUCACACCAAUCUUUUCGACCAGUAUCUCUAUGCCUUGGAGCAAGAAGAUUUCUGUAACUUUGAGGUCCAGUUUGAAGUAGCCCAUAACUUGAUCCACGCCCUGGUCGGAGGCAACACCCAGUUUGGCCUCUCUUCUCUCUCCUACAGCGCUUUCGACCCCAUCUUCUUCCUGCACCACAGCAACGUGGACAGAAUCUGGGCCAUCUGGACAGCCCUGCAGCAGUACAGAGGAAAACCGUACAAGGCUCAUUGCGCCCAGUCCUACGUGAACCAGCCACUGAAGCCGUUCGCUUUCUCCUCUCCUCUGAACAACAACGAGAAAACUUUCUCUCACUCCGUACCCACCAAUGUCUACGACUAUGCGGAAGAGCUGGGAUACGAUUAUGACAACUUGCAGUUUGGAGGCAUGGGAAUUGCCGAGUUGGACCAGUACAUCAAAAGCACCCAGAAAAGCAAGGACAGAGUUUUCUAUGGUAUUCUUUUGCACGGGAUCAAGAAAGCCGCUCUUGCCACUGUGUACGUGAAGAAGCCUGGCGUUGACACGGAGUACAAUGCCGGACAGUUCGCCCUGCUGGGCGGCCCAUCGGAGAUGGAGUGGCGUUUUGACCGGAACUACAGAUUCGAGAUUACCAAGGCCCUUGAAGAGCUUGGGAUCAACUUUUUGUCUCCAUUCGACGUCCGCCUUGAGAUGAAUGAGUUUGAUGGUACCCCUAUUGACGUGAGUCAGUUCCCCAAGAGUCAGCUAAUCUUCAAGAGAAGGGAUAUUCUGCCCGAAGCGCAAAUUGAUGAAGUCACAGUCCGUAAGAACGUGGACUCUCUGAACGCCGAAGAGGUCUUGGCUCUUCGCCGUGCUCUGGCCAACCUGAAGGAAGACUCAUCUAUCGGUGGUUAUCAGACCCUGGGCAGGUACCACGGAACGCCCCUAUGGUGCCCCGCCCCUGACGCUGAGAAGAAGGUUGCUUGUUGUCUGCACGGAAUGCCCGUGUUCCCCCACUGGCACAGACUUCUGACCGUUCAGGCGGAAAAUGCUCUCCGUCGUCAUGGUUUCUCUGGUGGUCUCCCCUACUGGGACUGGACUCGCCCCAUGACCCAGCUCCCAGACCUUGUGGACUCAGCAAAAUACAGUGACCCCAAAUCUGGACAGGAGCUGGACAACCCCUUUUACAGUGGCCACAUUGAUGACGCCAAUGCUGACACCGUCAGAUCUGUCAGAGACGAUCUUUUCCAACAACCGCCGUUUGGAGGAUAUACCGACAUUGCCAAGCAGGUGCUGCUUGCGCUGGAACAAGACGACUUCUGCACGUUUGAGGUCCAGUACGAGAUUGCUCACAACUUUAUCCACGCCCUGGUGGGUGGCAGCGAGCAGUUCUCCAUGGCCUCACUUCAGUACACGGCCUUUGACCCCAUCUUUUUCCUGCACCAUUCCAAUACAGACAGGAUCUGGGCCAUCUGGCAGGCUCUCCAAAAAUACCGCGGCAAACCUUACAACACCGCUAACUGCGCUAUUGGACAACUUCGCAACCCGCUGUCACCCUUCAGCUUGACCUCUGACAUCAACCCUGACCCCGUGACCCGGGAGCACUCUGUGCCCUUCCAGGUAUUCGAUUACCAGACCAACUUCCACUACGAGUACGACGCUCUGGAGUUCAACGGUCUGUCCGUGCCACAACUGGCGCGCGUUCUGGAACAGAACAAAGCCGGAGAUCGCGUGUUUGCUGGGUUCAUGCUGCACGGCAUCCAACAGUCGGCGCUGGUCAAGUUCUACAUCUGCAAGAGCGACGAUGACUGCAACAACUAUGCCGGAGAGUUCUACGUUCUGGGUGACGUCAACGAGAUGGCCUGGUCUUACGACAGGCUGUACAAGUACGAGAUCACCGAUGCCCUGGCUGCUCUGGGGUUGAGAUACAAUGAUCGCUACAGUGUCAGAUACGAGGUCUUGAAUCUACAAGGAGAAGACAUUGGCCAGCCAUUCCCUACCCCCACUGUUGUUAAGGAAGAUGGAACAAGUCAGCUGUACGGCCAAGAGUACCGUGAAGCUGUGACAGCGGCGUCCUACGUGCGCCGGGACCUGUCCACUCUGAACGAAGGCGAGGUAGAAAGUCUGAGAGCCGCUUUCCUCUCCAUCCAGAAAGACGACACCUACGCCAACAUCGCCGCCUUCCACGGCAAACCUGGACUGUGUGAGCUCAACGGACGCAAGGUUGCCUGCUGUGUGCACGGCAUGGCUACUUUCCCCGCUUGGCACAGACUCUAUGUGGAGCAGGUGGAGGAGGCGCUCCUGGGCCGCGGUUCCAACGUGGCUGUCCCCUACUGGGACUGGACCCAACCCAUCACUGAGUUGCCCAAACUGAUCAACGACGCGACCUACUUCAACUCACGUACUCAAAAGUUCGAGCCCAACCCGUUCUUCAGCGGCAAAGUCUUGGGUGAAGAUGCUGUGACCACCAGAGACCCCCAGCCCCAGCUGUUCAACAACGACUACUUCUACCAGCAGACUCUGUUUGCUCUGGAGCAGACCAAUUUCUGCGACUUCGAGAUCCAGUUUGAGUUGAUCCACAAUGCUCUGCACUCCUGGCUGGGCGGACGUGCUGAGUACUCGUUCUCCUCUCUCGACUACACGGCUUUUGACCCUGUCUUCUUCUUGCAUCACGCAAACACUGACAGGAUUUGGGCCAUCUGGCAAGAGCUGCAGCGUUACAGAGGCCUGCCCUACAACGAGGCUGACUGCGCCAUCAACUUGAUGAGAAAACCUCUACAGCCUUUCAACAACGACGACUUCAACCACGGUGACGCCACAAACAGAUACAGUCGUCCCGCGGACACGUUCGACUACCGCAACCACUUCCAGUACGAGUACGAUACCCUCACCUUCAACCACAUGACGAUCCCGCAGUUGGAGAACCUUCUGCACCAGAGACAGGAGAGCGGUCGUGUGUUUGCCGGCUUCCUUUUGCACAACAUCGGAGCCUCCGCUGACGUGGAGAUCUACAUCUGUGUGCCAACUGGACCACGGGGCAAGAAGAACUGCGGAACCAGAGCCGGAGUAUUCUCCGUCUUGGGUGGACAGCUGGAGAUGCCCUUCGUGUUUGACCGUCUCUACAAGUAUGACAUCACGCGCGCUGUGAGAGACCUGGGACUCAGGCCGGACAGUGGUGCCAAGUUUGACCUGAAGAUCAACAUACACGCUGUCAACGGAAGCUAUCUGAACCCCAGCCUCCUGCCGGCGCCAACGGUUCUCUACGUACCCGGAUCUAACGAAAGACAAGAGGCUGACGGUCAGGUCGGAAACUACCUUGUGAGGAAGAACAUCGCUAGCCUGAGUCCCCAGGAGGAGUUGUCUCUCCUGAAAGCCAUGGCUGCCCUUCAAGCCGACAGUUCCGCUGACGGAUACCAGUCCAUCGCCUCCUUCCACGCUAUCCCCCCUCUGUGUCCAAGCCCCAGUGCCAGCAAAAGGUACGCGUGCUGUCUGCACGGCAUGGCCACCUUCCCCCAAUGGCAUCGUCUGUACACCGUCCAGGUGGAGGAUGCCCUCAGACGUCACGGCUCUCUCGUGGGCAUCCCCUACUGGGACUGGUCACGCCAGACUGACCAUCUGCCCGGACUCCUGGCCAACCCAACCUACACUGACGUGUACACCGGACAGACUAUCGACAACCCCUGGUACAAGGCCAAAAUCGAAUUUGAGAACUCCGUUACGGAGAGAGAUGUUCAGGACACCACCCGUGACAUACAAGACUCUCUGUUCAACCCCCGCACGAUCAACGGCUACAACUAUCUCUACUACUUAGCUCUGAGCACUCUGGAAGAAGACAGCUUCUGUGACUUUGAGAUCCAGUACGAAAUUCUCCAUAACGAGAUCCACGGUCUUAUUGGUGGACAUGGCACCUACUCAAUGUCUACGCUGGAUUACUCCGCGUUUGAUCCUCUAUUUAUGAUCCACCAUUCCAGCAUCGACAGAAUCUGGGCAAUCUGGCAGCAACUGCAAAAACUCCGGCGCAAACCUUUCAACUCUGCCCGCUGUGGUGGCGCCAUCAUGGAGGAACCUCUCCAACCCUUCAGCUAUUCUCAGAUCAACACCAAUGACUUCACCAGGAUGAACUCUCAACCCAGCAAAGUGUUUGACUAUGCUCAUCUCGGAUAUGAGUUCGACAACCUGGAGCUGAAUGGCCAUGAUGUGAACGAUUUGAAUAACAUCAUCAAUAGACUGAGAGAUCAGGACAGAGUUUACUUGGCCUUCAACAACUGUGGAAAACAAGGCUCUUUUGCUUUUGAUGUCCACUUCGAGACUGCCGAGAAUAAUGUUGUACCACUUGGCCGCUUCUACGUUCUUGGUGGGGAGCGCGAAAUGCCCUGGUGUUUUGAGAGAGUUUUCAAGUAUGACGUCACUGAAGUACUUCAAGCCAACAAUGUUGACAUCCACAAGCCCGUCAAGAUUGGAGGUCAGCUCUUCAGAUACGAUGGCGAGCACGUCCAGAACUUCACCACUUACUACGCCACGUUCAUUGAACGUCCUGCCGGAGUGGAUUACGAUAUCAUAAACAUUCCUGUCAUGCGUAACAGUUCUAUCAAUCCUAAGACUGUUGUCAAGAAGGGAACUCGCGUUCGUUUCGUCACCGACGGUGUUGAAACACCCAUGGAAAAUCUGGGCAGUUUCACAAACUUCCACUUCUGCAACAUUCCGCCUUUCUCCUACCACUCCUUCCCGUUCGGCGAGGUGCAUGCCCUGAGCCCUGGCGACUACUUCUUCGUCAACAGAGACGUUGACUUGUGUAACUCUGGCAGGAAACUGCAGAUCACAGUGGCCGACGAGUAACUCUUUCUAAAGUUGCUCUGGAGCAAGCUUCACCUAUGAGACAUGACGUCAGACGUGGAGAAGCUAUCAGAUCAUCUUAUUCGUCGUGCAAAUCCCCCAAAGCAAAGUUUGUGAAAUCGAAAAAUGGAAACGGGUAAUACAAAGGAAAACAGGACCACAGUCUUUCUCUUUAGCUUAUAUGCCAUUUGAGCACCCACUUUCUUGCAUUAAGUGGCUGUAUUUUGUGUUCAUAUUUCGUAUUGACUAUGGAUAUGUGUUGAAACAUUUGUUGUUUUAUUAUUAUUUUAAAAAAUCAUUUUUGGAGUCAAGACUCAGA
Aplysia californica (California sea hare) is the source of this 7938-nucleotide messenger RNA. RefSeq names its product hemocyanin 2. The record is from RefSeq and is a predicted model, not a curated record. Gene Ontology annotation, molecular function: oxidoreductase activity. Lineage: Eukaryota; Metazoa; Mollusca; Gastropoda; Aplysiida; Aplysiidae.